AAAAAAUGUUUGCUAAGAAUAUUUGUACUAUUCAAAGCCUGCUGGAAAACAAAAAGACUUCUGCCAGGUAAAUUGAGCAAUGAUUUAGCUGGAUUUAGUUUUGACUUCUGGUGGAUCACUUUACACCUUCAUGCCAAUGAGAACACAGUGACUCGGCACUGGUCUCUCAUAGCUAACAGAACUUGAGCUGAUUUAAACUGCCAGGAGACCUUGCGUCAAAAUAACUCUUUCAUAAAUAGACUAUCCAAACAGGGAUUUCCUUUGAUACCCGGAUCAUAGCACUGAUUGUGUAACAACCAGUGAGCUGCGGACCAAACAAAAAGGACUUUCAGAACACAACCGUUAGAUAAACAACAUCGAGACAACUACCAGAUCAUAAUGUCAGACGAUCAAUCCUCUACGCCCUCAAACAACUCUCUAUGCCCUGGAUGCCAAGGUGAAGGGUCCCUCCUGCUACCCUGCGGGCACCGUCUGUGCCAGGCUUGUCUUCAGUUGUGCCAGCAUGAGCUCGGACAAGACCAGCUGGGCUGUACAGAGUGCUAUGGGCGUGAGUUCCUGGACACCGUUCUGAAGGGGCUGCUUGACUCGCUGUUCCAAGGGCAGCCUCGUCGGGUGGGAAACGGAGAGGAGGGCAGAGGGUCAGCAGAGGAUGGAGAUUUGUGCAGACAGCACGGAGAGAGAUUCACUCUGUACUGUAUGGAGGAUGAGGAACUGAUCUGUGAUCAGUGUCAGGGAGAGAAACAUGAAGAUCACGACUGUAGCUCCUUAGAAGAGGCAACACAAGAGUGUAAGAGGGAGCUGAGAGCAGCUUUAAGACCUCAGCAAGAGAAACUGGAGACAUUAAACAUGGCCAAGCAAACCUGCCAGGAAACUUCAGAACAUAUGAGGAGACAAACACAGAACACAAUGCGUAUGAUAAAGGAGAACUUUGAAAAACUCCAUCAUUUUCUUCAUGAUGAGGAGAUCUCCAUGCUGAGAGCUCUGAAGGAGGAAGAGGAGCAGAAGAGCCGGAUGAUUAAGGAGAAAAUGGACCGAUUAACAGAGGAGAUUACAACAUUAAAAGAGGCCAUUCGUUCAACAGAAGAGGCCAUGGGCGAUGAUGAUAUGCCAUUUUUAAGGAACUACAAGAAGACAUCAGAACAAAUGGAGUACGCUGUGCAGGAUCCUGGAGAUAUCUCAGGAGCUUUGAUUGAUAUGGCCAAACACAUUGGCUGCCUCAAGUUCAAAGUUUGGGAGAAGAUGCAGACCAUUGUCACAUACACUCCGGUGAUCCUUGACCCCAAUACGGCAGAUGUCUGCGUCUCUCUAUCUGAUGACCUCACCACCAUCCGCUACACUGAAGAAGACCAACAGGUCCCAGACAACCCGGAGCGCUUCUGCUACUACGAAUGCGUCCUGGGCUCUGAGGGUUUCAGCUCAGGUCGCCACAGCUGGGAUGUUGAGGUUGGAGACUGCAGUGAAUGGGCACUGGGAGUGGUGAGAGAAUCUGUGCUGCGUAAAGAGUGGUACCCACCAAGCCCUGAUCGUGGCAUGUGGACCAUCUGCCUGCACAGAGGCGAGUAUCGUGCUCGGACGCCAAUCAGUGCUCCUCUAACCUUUAAGAAGAAACCUCAGAAGGUACGAGUUCAGCUCGACUUGGAAGGCGGACGAGUAAUUUUUUCUGACGCCACCGAUAACGCCCUGCUCUACAAAUAUAAGCAAAAGUUUACAGAAAAGAUGUUUCCUUAUUUUUCCAAUACAUGCAAAAGGCAUCCGUUGCGUAUCUUAGCAGAGAAGGUGUCUGUGUACACGGAGUAACUCGGAGAAGCUCAUUUUGUUGAGAUGGACAAAUUGAACUGGUGCAAGAAUGAAUUGAAAAGACAUGUCCACAUGUGCUGGAGAAGACUUAACGGAGUGAUUUGACUCUCCCGUCAUCAAUAGCGCCUUAAGCUUUUGGUGAUUAUGGUGCACAUUUGUCAUGGCAUUGUUUCGACAACCUAAGUUUUGGCCGAGAUCUCGUAUUGAUGAGGGGAGAGUAGAACCACUCUGUAAAGUCUUCUCCAGCACAUCCCAAAGACUUUCAAUGGGGUUAAGGACUCUUUGGUGGCCAGUUCAUGAGCGAAAAUGAUUCCUCAUGCCACUCUUUCACAAUUUGUGCCCGAUGAAUCUUGGCAUUGUUGUCCUGGAAUAUGCCUGUGCCAUCAGGGAAGAAAAAAAUCCAUUGAUGGGAUACCUGGUCAUUCAGUACAUUCAGGUUGUCAGCUAACUUCAUUUUAUUGCCGCAUAACGUUACUGAGCCUAGACUUGACCAAUUGAAGCAACCCCAGAUCAUAACCAUUAUUUAAAUCCAAACGGAAACAUUUUUUGGCCAGGCAGUGUAAUAUAAUGUAUAUACAGCUCUGGAAAUCAUUAAGAGACCGCCGCAAUUAUCAGUUUCUCUGGAUUUACUAUUUAUAGUUAUGUUUUAUUCUAUAAAGAACUGACAGCAUUUCUCCCAAAUUCCAAAAUAAAAUGUUGUCCAGCUGGCCUCACUUGAACCCGUAAUUGCGUAUAAACAUAUUUGCAUAUAAACGAGUAUUUACCUGGAAUUCGACUGUCAAAAUAAGUCACAAGCAUGAAAGACAAAGUUAUUGUCAUGGCUAGUCUAUAAUUAAUUAUAUUGAGUGUGCUUUUUAUUUUAUAGCACAACAUAUAAUGUAUUCAUUAAUGUAAAGGAUCAGUGAAUGUGUAUUUAAUAAGAAUAAGUUGUAGGAGAGACCGGGGCAUGUUGUCACAGUUUAUUUUGACUUAUUUUGACAGUCAAAUUCUGGGUAAAUACACGUUUAUAUGCAAAUACGUGUUCAUGCGAGGUCGUCUGGACAUGAAAUAACAUGUAUGGACACAAUAGAUUCAUGUGAAAUGAGUCUUUAGUGUAACGUGUACGUUUUACAUGUAAAGACAUUUUUAACACUCUGGCCUUCUAUAAUUCAUGUUCGUGACAGAAAUAGGCAUGACAAGUUUUUUUUUAGGUUUAGGGUUAGAUGAACCAGGGGAUAAAAAUGGUUCAAGGAAUGAAAACAGAAAAUAAAGUCAUAAACGAAUAUUGGAACAAAGUCCCUUUCAAUUGUUCCCUAGUGAAAGCAUUAUUUUAAAUGCUGAUUACCGUUUAAUAAUAGGUUAAUUUUGUCUUUAAUUUAAUGUUGUUAUGAAACAAAAGGCCAAUGCAAAAUAAGCAUCAUCUUUGAUCCUGAAUGAACUCAUUACAUCACAAUUUAUUUAUUUUUGCCUAAUUUCACAUUGUGGAUGUAACAUUGUUACAUGCUAAAAAGCUUUUUUAACAACGACAGUGUACAUAAUCACUACUUACACAUGCAUGGGUUUAUCCAGUUUUUAGAUGGCCAGAUGUAUAAUUUUGGGUAUAUAUUUUAUACAUUUAUUGAAAAGCAAAAAUUAUAUUGACUACUGUAUCCUACGCUGCUUAUGAAUUAUAUGCUGAUAAUUCCCCCACAUGGGAAAAAACGUACUGCGUAUUUUCGCUUAAGUUUGUGCAGCAGGUCCCUGUUGUCCUUGUUUUAGUAAUUGAACCGAGUUCUCAAUAAACCUCUGAUGAAAUCUGCACCUGUCCAGCCUUGUCAAACCCCAGUGGACGGAUGCUUCUGGCGAAAGCAGAUACUCGCUCCCCCUUGCAUUAGCUGUGGCAUGCACAAAUGUUGUUAACCUUUUACUGCAAUCAAGACUCGACAUGACCAACCCUGCGAAAAGGACAUUUAAUAUAUAUAAUAAUCAAUAUUUUUGUUUUAUUAUUCUUAUCCAGUAUGUAACCACGACUAUGGAAAUGAAUUGUUCAAUUCACUAUUCAAUGUGGGAUCCCUGCAUAGAUCUGAUUUUGAAAGCAGAGCUUCAUUAAAGUUAUUGCACUGUUGCUUUUAUCGGCAAGUAAAAAACAACGAAUGUCGUAAAAUAAUGUACAUCACCCCUUGUUGUCAUUUCAUCCCCUUGGAAUUAUAAGGUUCUAUCUGACAUUUUGUCAAAAUUGAGUUAUUCACAUAUUCUUAUUCUGUGACAACUUAUUUACAUUAUGUGAUGUUUUUUUUUUAAGUUGUGUACAUUCUGGGACUUUUUAUUGAAAAAACAAAAAGGUUCUAUCUACAAAGUCGAACUCUAACUUGGCUCUAUAAGGUUCUAUCUGCGUUAGCCAAUCAGCACUUCGAAUGAACAGAAGAGGACCAAUCAGGAUCAACUUUAUAUGUCGUGGUCGCCGGCUUUUUCCUUGAAUACAGAAAAGAUCGCAG
Messenger RNA from Xyrauchen texanus (razorback sucker), 4250 nucleotides. Its product is annotated as nuclear factor 7, brain-like. Lineage: Eukaryota; Metazoa; Chordata; Actinopteri; Cypriniformes; Catostomidae. The coding region runs from base 379 to 1797 and encodes 472 amino acids. The record is from RefSeq and is a predicted model, not a curated record. Gene Ontology annotation, molecular function: protein binding; zinc ion binding. The transcript has 6 exons.